This is a messenger RNA of Liolophura sinensis, 5263 nucleotides long. RefSeq lists its product as uncharacterized. Lineage: Eukaryota; Metazoa; Mollusca; Polyplacophora; Chitonida; Chitonidae. The transcript has 21 exons. The record is from RefSeq and is a predicted model, not a curated record. The coding region runs from base 159 to 3953 and encodes 1264 amino acids.
AGUGGGUAUUUCAACUCCUUUCUCUACAUUUGGGCUGGCAGAGUAUCGUAGCCAUGGGGGGAACCAAUGGUAAACCAUUGACAUCACCGUCAUGCGGUGAGAGUGGAAAGCAGGUCUUUAGGUCCGCACACAUAUCCUAGGUGUGAUAUGAAGAAGUAAUGAUGGAUUACAUGUUCUCUAGUACCCCAAAGAAGAGCGCCUCUCUGAAACAACCAGGCUUACAAAUACAGACCAAUGUUAUCCCUGAGCUGUACUUAUGCAGCAGUAACAGACUACAGACAGACAGAGAGACAAAUCGACAUGAUCCAAGGGGAGAUGACAGUUUUGGUCUCAGUCAUCUGGAUCAUUCAGGAAAAGUGCAACAUUUUAUAUCCGAAGAUAGAACAGAAAUCUCUUCUAAGAGAUGUAUCCGCCAACCUGACAAAGAUAUGUACAGAAGCCAAGAUACAGAGAAUACAGGAACUAUUUCAAAGAUGAGGCUAAAGCAGCAUGGCCAUAAAUUUACCAGAAGCACCCCAGCUGUCAAUAUAACAGUGCAACCACCAUUUCUAGGUCAAAUACAUUUGACAAAUUUUGGUUCAUUAAGUUGUGUCAACAGUGAUUACACUGACAGCUCAGAUCACUGUCCGCUUGACUCCAGUGACUUGUCAAGCCCUGAUCACUUGUCUACUCAUUCAAGGUCUGGCUUCUUGAAUAACUGUCCGAGACCAGAAAGAUGUUUUGAGGAUGAUAUCAGUUGUACAGAUAGUAGUCAUAGGAGUCUUCAGGAUAUGUUAUAUUCCAGAGAAUCUGGAUAUCACAGCAUUUCCUUUCCUUACCAACAGCAUCAACACAAAACCCCUGAUUUACAUUCCAAUCUCACUUUGCCUCAUCUUCACUCGCAUAUUGGCAUUGAUAGUUCUUAUGGUUGUCCACUAGAACAGACAAAUUAUGAGGUUUGUCAUCAGAAACAGGAGAAAUCUACAUAUCCCGUACAUGUCAAAAAAAAGAAAGAUUACAAAAACAGACAGCAGCAGCAGACCAAUAUUCUGACAAACCUGCCCAAGUCCCAGACAUCAGCUGAGCGUGCUAUCAGGCUGAUAGAUCUCCUCUACCACACUGACCCCACAAACUGCUACAAUAAUAUCAUUUUGGCCAGGUGGUUUAAGCAGUGGCACAACAAUGUCCAGAAGAUUGUCUCCAAACGACAGGCAUAUUCUCAUAAGUUGUAUCAAGCCCAUUCUAUUGAGCGCACUGUAAUGAUUAAGAAGUACUUGGCCCUUUGGAGGGAGCAGUACCAAGCAAAACUGAACAUGGCCAAAGCUGCAGACUUAUGUCAGUUCCACCUGGCGAGGAAAGCUGUUAGGGCUUUGAAAUGGGCAUUGUGGAGAGGCAUUCGGGAACAGGAAGCCGCGAUCAGCACCAGGAUAACAGGCCUCACCAGGCGACACUUUUCACUUUGGAAGCAGAAGUUUGACAGAAGAAAGGAAGCAAGAUGGCAGUUGAAGUUUUCCUCAUGGCAAAGAGACUCUGAACUGAGGAUAAGAUGUCAUCAGUUUGAACAUGAAUAUAGAGAACGUGUGGUGGUGUGUAAGGCCUUCAGUGUGUGGAAGACUGCUAUGAUUGAAGCCGUGAUGUGCCGUAAGGCUGAUAAUCACUACAGAAGUCAUGUUUUUAGGGAAGUGGUCCAUAACUGGUGUCUUAUCACUGCAAACAGACGAGUGAGGAAACUUCAGAAGCGUCUGACAAGAAAGAUGAAUGAGAGAAGGGUGAUGAUCCCCGUGUUUUACAGGUGGCACAUGUUGUUCAUGGACUGCCAAGAUGCUAAAGCCUUCAACAGAGGAAUGUUGUUGACUAAAUCAUGGAGGUUGUGGAGGACUCGUUACUCUGACUUCGUCACACAUUUGAAAAAGUCAGUUGCAGUUGCUGAUCAGUUCAGGAGUCUCUCUCUCUGUCUAACCACUCUUAACACCUGGAAAAGACGCCUGCUAGAGGUCAAGGUUCAGCAUAUCUACAAGCUGAAGACCAUGAGGAAUUGCUGGCUGCUAUGGAAACAGCACUUCUUGAUAAAGAGCUAUAGGAGAGCACAAAGUGAAAGAUUGCAGAAACUUAACGUCCUGUUGAAGCUUAAGUUGAAUGCUCAGCUGUUGAAGCAGAGUAGGACAGCUGUAUGUCAUGUCAUAGAUUCAGUUCUGGCAAGGAAAGUCUUUCACAGAUGGAGGCGCUACUGCCAGAGUAGAAAGGAAGAAAGGUUUGCCGUGAAGAGACAAGAAAGGCUCCUGAAAAUUGAAGGGUUGAAGAGGUUGGAGCAAGAGAUGAAAAUGAUAUCAAGCUAUCUGAAGCUCAAAUGGGCUUACAUUCACUGGCUUCACAGAAAACAGAUAAAGGAAGCAAAUGAUGAAGCAAUGGUCAGAGCUUUCUUCACAGAAUUGGAGACUAGGCAAAAGCGCUGCAUCUGGACAGCCUGGACUAACUUAACUCAGAGGUCUCUUGGUAUAAAGUCUUUCAUUGUAUCAGUGAAAAGAAGACAACUUUACCAAGCAUUCACUGGAUGGAGACGAGUGGUUGUCCGUAAAAAGAAAUUCUUGGGUCACCUGAAGUACCAAGCUGUCCAAACAACAACAACAGCCUUCCUCACUUGGAGAAUUUUGUUUUUAUCAAGAGUUCAAACAAGAGAGUGUGAAAAGAUCUGGUCCAAAACAUUGCUCAAGACCUUCUUCCAUCGUUGGGUCUCCCAGUUCAAUUUGAGAAAUUUGUCAGCAACUUUUCGAAGGAAGAUGUUGUUAAAAAGGGCUUUUGUGACUUGGACUGCUGAUUUCCACCACAGGCUUCAGAUCCAGUUGGAGAUUGAUGAAUCAAGGAGGCUCUCUGAGAUGAGGAAGUGUUUCAGUAGACUCCAGAUGUACAAGGUUGGACAGCGCAAGAAGAGGGAAUUAUCAUUCAGUGGCUGGGAGAGGCAUGACCAUUAUCUCAAACGCAAGGCUUUAUCCAGAUGGAAAUACAGUCUGGGAGAAAAGCGGCUGAUUUUCCAGCACAUAACCUCCAAAGCCAAGAACAACAGUGAUUUUCCUUUGAUACGCACUGGACAGGAAAUACAGACCAGGGUUCUGAUGAACAGUCUGAGAAGAUCCUGGGAUACUUGGGUUCAGCUGUUCAUCAAAACCAGAGUGUGCCGGCUGUUCCUUGCUGACAAACUGUGUGAAAGAUAUUUUCACACAUGGAUCACAAAUGUGAAGAAUCAGGCAGAAGUGGAAAGUAAGCGGACAGAGAAAAUUUACAGAACUCGACAAAUGAGAAAUGCAUUUGAAAAAUGGCAGUUACGUUUAAUUGGACUAGAAGAUCAUCACUUGAAGCUGAAACUAUACUUGUACUACAGGACUACACCCAUCCUGAGGCACUACUGGGAACUGUGGAAGAAAUUUUUGUCUCAGAACAUUAAUAAGAGGAAAGUCGAAUUGUCUGUCCAGAUGAAAGCUUUUGAUGGAUGGAGAAAGUGGUCAUCAGAGAAGUCUGAUCGAGUGAUGAGGUGCCGAGCUUUACAGCGGGCCAUUCAGGACCGUAGAACCAAACAUCUUUUUGAGUUCUGGAAGAGGCGUUACUUUUCCCAGCGUCUUCUGGUAUCAUAUGAAGAUGGAUUACUGAUGACUCGAUCGUUCAAUACCUGGAAUGACAUGGUGGCCCACCUGAACCUCCUGGAGCGCUUGUCAAGCAUGUUUGUGAGCACACAGGGUAAAACCCUGACCUGGAAGACCCUCAUGAUCUGGAGGGACAGCCUGCACCGGAAUCAGAUUCUAUCCCAGUCAAGAUGGCUCAUGGAACACCAGACAAAGAUUCACAUGAAGAGAGCAAUCUUCCUCAGGUGGAAACAGAAAUGGCUGUUAGUUAUAGCUGGCAACCACAACAAUGCUGCACAGAUCAAGAGGUAUUUUAACAAAUGGAAAUCUCACAUGGACUCUACAAGGUCUAAAUAUUGACACUUUUGAUGCAUUCAGACUACAGAUACAUGUCUUGUCAUCAGUUGGUUCUUGGGUUAAAUUUCAAGGAGUAAAGACUGCUUUGUCUUUUGUGUCUCUUCAUAAUUAUUCUUUCAAUUUUCUUUUUUAGUCAGGAAACAAACACAUGUUGUACAACUGUAAGGAUUGUUAUGUUGAAAAUAAUUUAUUGUCAUUGGAUUUUUCAGUUUGUAGAUGAAAUAGUGAAUUGCCUCAUAUUUGUAAGAAAGUACAUAUGGUGCCACUUUCCACUGUUAACUUGACUCUUUUCUGUUUUGUAUCUGUAUAUGGUGUUGUCUAGGGUAGAAUGCACCUAAAGAAUGACAAAUCAUAUAGAAAAAAAAAUGCUGAGAAAAGCAGAUUUAUUAAAGUUUCAAAGUGGGCACUACCCUAUACUUUUUGUUUUAAACUAAUUCAUUUUAAACCAGGUACUGGCGAGAAACCUGUUUAAUGAACUUAAUGAACUGAAUGUGUGCAGAAUCUAGCGCAGAGGGAUAGGUGUGUAUUGACUCCUUACAAGAUGCAGUCGUGUGUUGGGGGAUUGAUAGAUGUGGUUAGCAUGGGUUGUCAUCAUAUCCUAACUUAAUGAUUUUCAAGGGCAUGAUAUUAGAUAUAUCUUGCAUAUGUUUGCCAGCUUUCUCAGUGUGAAGUUGCAAAGUAGUAUUUGUUAAUGAAUGUUAAUGGUUAUUUGUUGCAUUAUUGUUGUGUUAAUGUUAUAGUUAUUUUUGUUCAUCUUUUUAUAAUUAUAAUUGUUUAUAAACUAGUAAUUAGUACAUGUACUAGUAUUAUCUGGUGCCCAAAAAAUUUAUGUCGUAGUGGUAAACUAUAAAUAUAUACAUUUACAUAUUUCAGCACGUUACUGAUAUUUAAGCGUGGUUGUGUUGGAGAAUAAAAAAACUAUGUACGAAGAUCUUAGUGAAUGCAACAUCAGCAGAAAGUUGUGCAAAAUGUUCUCAAAAAUUCUGUUCUGGAACAUAUAUGUAUCAUGUGUGAAAUAAAGGUGUCUGAAAGUUUGGUUCUAUGGCAGCGUAUUGAGGUUUCACUUUGUCAAAACACCUACGCUGCACAAAACAUGGUGUUGCUGGAGGAUAAUGAGCACAAGAUGAUUGGAAGUAAGCCAUAUAUGUGCAGGAGGAUCAUUGAAGGGUGGGGAAAGGAUGACAGAAUUACGGAAUAACCUUCAAGUUUAUGCAGAAGUGGUAAAGCUACUGCUGGUUUUACCAUCACAAACUUGAAUUUUAUUGGCAAGCUCCCAAACACAUACCAGUGUUACAUGUGAAGCAGCCAGCCAU